Molecule: messenger RNA, 782 nt
Organism: Oreochromis niloticus (Nile tilapia)
Lineage: Eukaryota; Metazoa; Chordata; Actinopteri; Cichliformes; Cichlidae
Product: protein FAM180A
Exons: 3
Coding region: 245-751 (168 amino acids)
Source: RefSeq, a predicted model, not a curated record
AGUAGGGGAGACCAGAAAAAUGUUGCAAAAAUAAGAGGGUGCCUUUGAACCUAAUGACAACCAGAUGGAAGCAUUAUAAUCCUGCUCAUGAGAGCAAAAGAGAGAGAGGAGGUGGAGAGAAAGGCAGACCGAGUCCGAGAACACGAGUGAUCAAUAAAGUGUGCCGUCUGAUGCUGUAUGUGGCUCCAAAUGCUCAGUAAAUUUAGAGAUCUCUGUGCAGUUUUGCAACUAACAUCAGGCGACCAUGCUGCCCUGGAAGAUGCUUAUAGUUGCUCUUUUCUGGAACUGCAUCGAGGCAGGUGCCACACAACGUCGGGCUAAUGCCCUAUUUCCAGCUGCAAGAAGCAUAAAAGGAGGAGUGACACCUGUGGUGAACCCCACUUUCAUCAGCUCCAUCAGUGAUGCUCAUCUGUUGUUUGAGAUACUGAUGACUGGCAUACAUUUUGAAUCCAGUGGAGCGUUUUCGGUCACAGAUGCUGAACUAGCUUCCCUUCAGAAGACAAGAAACCUGAAUUUAAUCAGUGAAGAGAUCAUUCCGAAAAAGCUACCAGACAUAUUGAGACUCAUAUCCGGUCUUUCAAAUCAUACUGGCUGCCUGCAUCAGGACGAUUUUGAGUGCACUGUCUUAACUUUGGUGUACACUGCCCAUCAGAUGGUCAGCUCCGCUACUGAAUACCAAAGUGACGUGUGGGCAGAGUCCUUUGUAAGCCUAUACAAAUCCAUCAAGAAGGAUCUGACACUGAGAAACUGAGUAAGCGGUGGUGCUGUGACAAAAUGACUCA